GCUCCGGGGCGCCGUCUCGUCGCGUCCCUCCCGGACUCGCCUCCGGGCUGGGCCCUUGGGUUCCCCCGGCCCCGAGGAGCUUACUGCCCGGCCCCGAGGUACGUUGGCGCCGUCCUUCUCGGGCCGCCUCGGCCCGGCUGCGCGCCCGGAGCCCUCGGGUUCGAGUCCGUGUCUUCACUUUGUGUCGGGGCUCCGGCCCUGGCCGGGGGGACCCCGGAAUCCUGUCAAUGGCCGAGUGCUUCCUGCUUCCUAGUCCCCACGGCGACUUCAGAGCCAGUAGUGCGGUGCCGCUGCCUUCAUCGCCUGGGGACUCCGUUUGUGGAAACUGAGGCACACAGGGGUGGGGCAGCCGAAUGGGGAAGGAAAAGGAGUGUCAUUCUGCGGAGGAUUGUGGUUGGUGUCGAAACCGGACUUGUCUGGGGCUGGGGACUAAGAAAUCGGGUACAAAGUAAGAAAAUUAAAGUUCAAGACCAUGGGAGAUACAGCAAAACCUUACUUUAUGAAGCGCACUAAAGACCGUGGAAUUACUGAUGAUGAUGAUUUCAGAAGGGGGCAUCCCCAACAAGAUUAUUUAAUAAUGGAUGAUUAUGCUAAAGGCCAUAGCAAUAAAAUGGAAAAAGGCCUUCCAAAAAAAAAGAUAGCACCCGGGAACUAUGGGAAUGCCCCCAGGAAAGGACCAUAUGCGGUUUCCAGCAAUCCGUAUGCAUUUAAAAACCCAAUUUACAGUCAGCCUGCUUGGAUGAAUGACAACCACAAAGAUCAAAAUAAGAGAUGGCUGCCUGAUGAACUUACUAGUAAUGCAGAUAGCUGGAGAGAGUUCAAGCCUGGACCUAGGAUUCCUACCAUCAGCCGGUCAAGGAAAGAAUCCUUUCAAGAAAGUGAAGAUUGCUACCGGUGGCAGGAGGGGAGAGGCUGCAGAGCAGUUAGACGGCUGUUUCAGAAGGAUCUCACCAGCCUGGAAGCCAUGUCAGAAAUGGAAGCAGGAAGUCCAGAAACCAAGAAACAGCGGUCCAGACCUCGGAAGCCACGAAGGACUAGAAAUGAGGAAAGUGAGCAGGAUGGAGAGUUGGAAGGUCCUGUGAUCGAUGAGUCUGCACUUUCAACAAAGGAGCUUCUGGGCUUGCAUCAGGCUGAGGAACGACUAAAGAGAGACUGCAUUGACAGGCUAAAAAGGCGACCACGAAAUUGCCCUACAGCCAAGUACACCUGCAAGCUGUGUGACGCUCUGAUCGACUCCAUCCCGUUUGCUCAUAAGCACAUCAAGGAGAAGAGGCACAAGAAGAACCUCAAGGAAAAGCAGGAGGAAGAGUUGCUCACCACGCUGCCCCCGCCAGCACCCUCCCAGAUCAAUGCAGUUGGCAGUGCCAUUGACAAAGUGGUGCAGGAGUUUGGUUUACACAGUGAAAACUUGGAUCAGAGACUAGAAAUUAAGCAUGUCAUGGAAAGUGUGUUCCAGCACAAACUACCAGACUGUUCUCUUAGGCUGUAUGGAUCUUCCUGUAGCAGAUUCGGCUUCAGCGACUCAGAUGUGAACAUUGAUGUUCAGUUUCCAGCAAUCAUGUCUCAGCCAGAUGUCCUCUUACUUGUUCAAGAAUGUUUAAAGAACAGUGACUCCUUCACUGAUGUUGAUGCUGACUUCCAUGCCCGGGUGCCCGUGGUACUGUGCAGAGAUAAGCAAAGUGGACUUCUUUGUAAAGUGAGCGCAGGAAAUGAAAACGCUUAUCUGACCACAAAGCACUUAACGGCUCUUGGAAAACUAGAGCCGAGGCUGGUUCCUCUGGUGAUUGCAUUUAGAUACUGGGCAAAGCUUUGUAGCAUCGAUCGCCCUGAAGAAGGAGGCCUGCCGCCAUAUGUGUUUGCUCUGAUGGCCGUUUUCUUUCUUCAGCAAAGGAAAGAACCUCUCUUGCCAGUUUAUCUAGGAUCAUGGAUUGAAGAAUUCUCAUUAAACAAAUUAGGGAAUUUCAGCCUUAAAGACAUUGAGAAGGACUCUGUGGUCUGGGAGUACACUGACGACACCACAGGGGGCGCCAGCACUGCAAAAGAGGAGGCACCCAGAGAGACUCCAGCCAAGAAGGGGCAGGUUCCAUUGACAUUUAAUAUAAAACACCAGCCUUCAGUGCCAGUUGGGCAACUCUGGGUGGAAUUGCUACGGUUCUAUGCUUUAGAGUUUAAUCUGGCUGAUUUAGUGAUCAGUAUUCGUGUCAAAGAAUUGAUAUCCCGGGAAUCCAAGGACUGGCCCAAAAAGCGCAUCGCUAUUGAAGACCCCUAUUCUGUUAAAAGAAAUGUGGCAAGGACCUUGAAUAACCAACCUGUGUUUGAGUAUAUACUUCAUUGUUUGAGGACAACAUACAAAUACUUCGCUCUUCCACACAGAGUUACAAAACCCAACCUCACAAAGCCUCCUGGCCCCAUUACCCAUGUUUCAGACCCAUAUAAAGAAGCAAGAAGUUGUGGCCCAAAGCUCCAAGAGACAGAUACUGAUAAACUGGGAAAAGCACCUAUGACUCAAGGUCCUGGUGUUCCCACCUCAGGUUCCUGCAAGGCACAACCGCUUACUCUUAAAGAUACCACUGAACAGCUGGGAAGCCCACCAAAGGAGGAAGUAGGAAGUGUGCACAUUCAAAUACACCAGGAAAGCUCUGGCUAUGUCCAAGCAGAGGUCAGUUGUGAGGGUUGUGAGGAUGCCACAGCACAGCAUCAAGAAACAGGAAGUGACAACGAGGAAGUCAGAAGGAAGGCCACGCAUCUUUUGAGCUCUGAUGAUCAAGAUUUAAGCAGCAGCAAGCAUCCAGAACCUAAGAACUGUGGCAGCUUUUGUGGUCUCCAAGCAGACAACACUCUGGAGUUGGUAGGGCUCCGGAGUCCUGGCACUGAGGAGUGUGGCAGCUGGGCCUCCUCGGAUGACAAGGCUGAUGUAAAUGAAGAAAACACAGAAGGAUCUCUGAACAGCUUCUCCCCUCUAGUCCCGGGCCAGGCAUCAGCCGUCAUGCACUUUGAUGAGGAUGAGGAUGAGGAUGAGGAGCCCAGGCUCAGUAUGAACCACACAGAAGAUGAGGAGGAGCUUGUUAGUGAACAUCAGGGGGAUAACAGACACAUUGGAUCAGGUGGGGAGGAUGCCCUCUCUGAAGAGGAUGACUUAGCUGAGCCUGCUAAGGGUGAAGAUCUAGAAGAGUCUGGAGAACACAUGGGUGGGACUCUGCUCAUAGACCUAAAUAGAAUAAGUCUUAAUGAAAAAAGCUUUCCCGAGGAAAAUUCACCCAGGGACCAGUCGGACUUCUUCUAUGAAUUUAGAAAACUGACCUUCACCAAAGGCAAGUCUCCCACAGUAGUGUGCAGCUUGUGUAAGCGAGAAGGUCAUCUAAAGAAGGACUGUCCUGAGGACUUCAAGAGAAUCCAACUGGAACCUUUGCCACCACUGACACCCAAGUUCUCAAAUAUCUUAGAUCAAGUUUGCAUCCAGUGUUACAAGGAUUUUUCUCCAACUCUUGCUGAAGAUCAGGCUCGUGAACAUAUCCGGCAAAAUCUAGAAAGUUUCAUAAAACAGGACUUUCCAGGAACUAAAUUGAGCUUGUUUGGCUCCUCCAAAAAUGGAUUUGGGUUCAAACAGAGUGACCUUGACGUCUGUAUGACAAUUAACGGACAUGAGACUGCUGAGGGGUUGGACUGCGUAAGAACUAUUGAGGAGCUGGCAAGAGUCCUCAGAAAGCACUCAGGGUUGAGGAACAUCCUGCCCAUUACAACAGCAAAGGUGCCCAUCGUGAAGUUCUUCCACCUAAGAAGUGGGCUAGAGGUAGACAUCAGCUUGUAUAACACACUGGCUCUUCAUAACACAAGACUCUUGUCUGCAUACUCAGCCAUUGACCCCAGAGUGAAGUAUUUGUGCUACACCAUGAAAGUGUUCACAAAGAUGUGUGACAUCGGUGAUGCGUCCAGAGGCAGCUUGUCAUCCUAUGCGUAUACUCUUAUGGUGCUAUAUUUCCUUCAGCAAAGGUCUCCACCUGUCAUCCCUGUGCUUCAAGAGAUAUACAAAGGUGAAAAGAAACCGGAAAUACUUGUUGAUGGCUGGAAUAUUUACUUUUUUGAUCAAAUAGAUGAACUGCCCACUUGUUGGCCAGAAUAUGGAAAAAAUACAGAAUCUGUUGGGCAGCUGUGGUUGGGACUUCUCCGAUUCUAUACAGAGGAGUUUGAUUUUAAGGAGCAUGUAAUCAGCAUCAGAAGAAAAGGUCUGCUUACAACUUUUAAGAAACAAUGGACCUCAAAAUACAUCGUUAUUGAAGAUCCCUUUGAUUUGAAUCAUAAUCUUGGUGCUGGAUUAUCAAGGAAAAUGACAAAUUUUAUAAUGAAAGCUUUUAUCAAUGGUAGAAGAGUAUUUGGAAUUCCAGUCAAAGGAUUUCCAAAGGACUACCCCUCAAAAAUGGAAUACUUUUUUGAUCCGGAUGUCCUAACUGAGGGAGAACUGGCUCCGAAUGACAGGUGUUGCCGAAUUUGUGGAAAAAUUGGACACUUCAUGAAGGACUGUCCCAUGAGGAGAAAAGUGAGGCGACGGCGAGACCAGGAAGAUACCCCAAACCAAAGAUACUCUGAGAGCAAAGAAAAAAGAAGCAAAGAGGACAAAGAAAUUCAGAACAAGUACACAGAGAAGGAAGUGUCAACAAAAGAAGAUAAGCCCACACCGUGCACAGCUGCAAAAUCAAAGCUGGUGAGGGCAGUUGUAGACCUGGGGCGGGAGAAGAUUCUCAGGACACCAGUGGAAAAAUGGAAGAGACAGGAUGACAAAGACUUAAGAGAAAAACGUUGUUUCAUUUGUGGAAGAGAAGGACACAUUAAAAAGGAAUGCCCACAGUUCAAAGGCUCUCCAGGUUUGUGUAAGUCAGAUUAUGUGUCUGGAUACUCUUCAACUAGCCCUUUGAGACCAGUGGCUCAGGCAGUGCUUUUACAUGAAGACAAAAAGAAACAAAAAACAACCAUAUUUUUGAGUCCCCAGUCAGAGGGAUAUCAGAACCUCUCAAGGGAGCUUAAAAAACAAAAACAACAACAACAACAAAAAACAAAACCCUUCUUGCCUUGCUUCCACGUUACAUCCUUAAUCUGAUUGUUCAAUGGGUAAGUGCAACCUGUAUAGUUUUCAGAUUUUCUGGGAAAGAAUUGCUACCCUCAACCAUGGAAUCCUUUCUUUGUGACUUUUUGUGACUGCUGUGGAGUUGCUAUUGUUUUGCUGUCACUGUUCUCCUUGUGGAGAUUAUCUGCCAUAUUCUAGAAGAAGGAAAGAAAAUAACUUGAACCCUCCACUCUGCAACUAGACAACUAUUUCAUUUAUGUAUCCUUUCAGUAAAUAUCUAUUGAGACUCUAACUGCAGGGCACGGCCUCAGCACUGAAUACACCCCAAUGAGUAGCAAAGCCCCCCCUCUAUAUUCUUGUCAGGGACAGACAACAAUAAAGGACAACCAUGUGGCAACAGAUGCUUUAAGCGGGGAAUCACAAAGUGAUGCUGAGUAUGGCAGUAUCCCCUCUAAUAAAAUAUUAUCUCAAGUCAGCUGAGUUGUAGAAAGUGAGGGUCAGGUGGAGAGGAGAUAGACAUUUAACUGUUAGCAGGUCCUGCCCUUCAGCCUGAGACUGCCAGGAGUGGUGUGAGCUCAGGAGAGCAAUGGGAGAUGACAUCAGAGAAGAUGAGCCUAGUAUCCUGACGCUCCAGCAGUGAUGGAGGGACUGAAGGUUUUUUAAGAUCUAAGUGAGAUGGGAAGCUGCUGGAGACCUAACUAGAGGAAUGGUGCUAUUUGAAGUCUUGUAAAAGGCUAGGAUGGGAACACUGCAGCCACUAAAGUAUUUACCAUCGUAGUUAAGUAGAGGUGAUGGCGCAGGCCUGGGUGGAGUGUCGGAGAAGAUGGUUGGGUGUGGAUAUUCUGAAGGUAACACCAACAAAUCGAUGUACUGUGCACUGACGUGAAAAUACAGUGAGGCUCAGAUGUCACAACAGUCUUUGAGAACUGGAAGAAUAAAGGAGAACUUUAUUGUGCUGGGAAAAGUUGGAAGGAGAAACUGAGGUCUGUUUUAUAGCGGUAGCUGUGGAAUUCUAGGGCAGGGAUGUCAAGUGGCCAGUUGAAUAUUUGAGCCUGGCAUUUAGUGGGUCCAGGCUGCAGAAAGGAGUGUAGUGUUGUCAGCGUGGAGAUAGCAUUUUAAGCCCCUGUGCUGGGGACAUGGAACAAUGGGAGUGUGUAGACCCUGGAAAUAAAGAAGACAGAGAGAGAGAUGACUAAAGAAGGAGUGGAAGGAGCCAGAGUUGGGUCUCAGGGUGAUUUGUGAAGUGCUGCUCAAAGUUCUCUGUGGAGGCUGAGUUCAGCAUUGGGCUUGGCACCUGGGCUCACUGAAGCCUUUGUAAAGAGCUUUUUCUUUGGUAAGAAGGUUCAGAACUGCAUGGAAAGGAAUUGGAGCCUGCUUCGCCUUGACUGUGGUAUCAAGGGAGAGCCCUCCUCCUGCCAUGUCCCAGGCCUGUGGAGGGAUGCCAAAGAGAACAUGGUGGACUACCAUGGCAAGAAGGUCUUUCCUGGUAUUUCAGGUGUUCUUCUAAGUCUUGGGGGGGAAAAAAGGGACAAGAUUGAGGUGAAGGAAAAAAAAGUGACUUUUUCAGCAUUAUUAUAGGAAAUGACAAAACACAGUGUAAACAAAAGAGUCCUAGCCUAAGUAGCCUUACUUAAUCAAUCCAUCCUGAUCCCUUUUUACCUCUUUAAAAGAAGGCUAAAGGAGGAAUAUUAAGAACGAGGAGCAUGAACCAUCAGUCCCUUUUAAGUUCUUGCAUUUUUUUUUUUUUUUUUUUUUUUUUUUUUUGGUUUUUUGAGACAGGGUUUCUCUGUGUAGCUUUGCGCCUUUUUCCUGGAUCUCGCUCUGUAGCCCAGGCUGGCCUCGAACUCACAAAGAUCCACCUGCCUCUGCCUCCCGAGUGCUGGGAUUAAAGGCGUGUACCACCACCGCCCGGCCAAGUUCUUGCAUUUUUUAUUUAAAAAAAAGAAUGGGGGGUCUUUUUUAUGUAUAUGAGUGUUUUGCCUGCAUGUGCCUCAUAUGUACAUGGUGUCUGGAGGCCAGAAGAGGGUGUCAAAUCCCCUGGAAUUAGAGUUACAGAUGGUCCGAAGCUACCAUGUAGAUGCUGGGAUUCAAACCUGGUUUCCUGCUGGAGCAACAAAUGCUCUUAACUGGUGAGCCAUCACCAGCCCCAGAAAAUGAAAUUUUAAAAAAUAACACUUAUGUAAUUUUUACUACAGCAGUGUCUCAUUCAGUUAACAGUAAUCUCUUUUAUGCAUUAGACUCUGUCACAGAAUGGGUAUGUAAGAAUAAGCUCAGAACAUAUAGAACAGUUUAUAUGUUUACAGGUACAACAGAACAUGUAGAUAGCUUCAGUUUCAGGCAUCCAUUAGGGAGUCUUGGAAUGACAUCCUAAUGCUAGGAACAAAGUGUUGAAUUUUUUUUAGCUUGGAUAAAAUGUGGUAGAACGAGAAGUCUUAGCUGAGAUCAGACCAUAACAGAUUCCCUGGCUCCUCAGAAGGAUGAGCUGCCUUUUCUGAUCUUUCCAGCCUCUUUCGUCAAGGCAAGGAUACUGACCACACUCUGGGAAAGUUGAAGAAGCUUUGGGUUAGGAGUGUCUAUUAUUUCUACUGUGAAUGCUGUUAGAGGGGGGAAAAAAUUGUGGAACUGUUAACAUUUGACUCAAGUUUUUUUUUCAGUACCAAGUGUUAUCUCAAAUAUUUGCAAUCACUUUACCUUUUUUUUAGAGGGUGAGGGGAAAUGUUGAAAUUAUACCGGAUCCUCUUUUUUUUUUUUUUUUUUUUUUUUUUGAGCUAGUAUCUGAUGUAGCCAAGGCUGGCUUUAAAUUGACUGUGUAGCUGAGGUUGGGCCACGCCAUGCAAUGCUUCAUGAGUGGUAGGCAAGCAGUCCACUGUCUACGUGACAUCCCUGGCCAUGGUAUCAGAUCUCUUUACACAAAAUUUAAAGUUUGUGGAGUUGAGGUUGAUGUGUAGAAUAAGGGCAGAUAAUUUAAAAGAAACGGAAAUCUUCAAAUCUUAACUGCACUUAGACCUGAAGGAGAACAUUUUACGUGACAGAUAAGCAGGAGGCGGCUUAAGAACAUGAGCUCCAGUAGUUCUCAGAAGAUUUGUAAUUUUUCUACAUGGAACACAUCAUUUCAAAAUAAGAGUUCUGUUGGGUACUCUCCAAAUUCAGUAGACAGAAGUGAAAGGGGAAUGGUGGUCCCCUGCAGUUAAGCUGAUGAUGGGUGAGGAAGAGAAAUGGGCUGUAUUAUAACCAUGCUGACUGCCUAGCAUUCUGGAAGGGUAUGGACAACAGACACCACCAGUCAAUGGGAUAUUUCUCCCAUAGAUCUAGAAGUUUGAAAAUCACUGAUGUACCAUGUAUAAACAGACCAAAAGAAUGUUAUUUUAAGUAACUUUGACCCUGAACAGAUAUUCCCAAAACAUUUUACAUAAGAAAAAUACUGAUGUUCUUGAUGCUAGGCUUAUAAAGGAACACAGAGUAUAAACAUCUGUUCUGCAGUUUAUUGCAUAGGUCUGGUUUCCCUUCAUUUGCUCGGGAUGCUGCGUGUCCUGCACAUAUCUCAGAUCUCUCAGCUACAAACCAAGAGGCUAAUAUCUGACUGCUAAGGCUGCCGAGGAGCCCAUGUGCAAACAGUGUGAACAGCUGUGUGUGUGAGUUAGAGAAAAGGAUCCUGGUGGUUGUGACUUCACUGACCUUAUUCCCACACUAUCCCCAGGUCUACACGUAUCAGCAUUGCUUGGCGUAUGGGUUUACAUAUCUUAAAAGUAGAAUUUUACUAUAAUUUUGCAAGUUUUGAAACAGUGGAAGAAAACUGCAGAUGUUAGUUAUAUAUCUAGAAAUGGCGUGGCCAACUGGCAUUUAUUUACUUAUAAAGAAGUUAUUAGUUAUUUUUCUGGGUAAAAAUCCUGUAACUGAAAAACUUACUAACUUAAAUUUAUUAUGGGGAAGUUUUAUUAUAAAUUGUAUUCUGCUUUCUACUAGAAAAAAAUUAUAGAUGGCUAAGAUUUGUCCUUUCCCAUAAAAUAACUCAUGAAGUAAGUUAAUGACAGCUGCCAGACUUACCUGUCACGUGCAGGUGUAAAUGAUGUUGUUAACAUGUGAACUGUGUUUCUGUUGAAGGUAGAUGUAAUUUCCCCUGAACCCCUUUGUAGACUGUGCCUUUGACCUACUCGUUGCUCCCUUAGUUGAUGUGCUCUUUGACUUUGCUAGUCUUGGGAAACAGAUGCAUUUCUGUUUCAGAUGUCAUGUCUCAGCAAAUGUUGUUAUUUUAAAUGAUCAUAAAGACCAUUGGUGGGGCUGGGAGAUGGAUCCGUGAGUAAAAGGCUUGCAUUUAAUCAUGAGGACCAGAGUUUGGAUCCUUGCAUCCAUGUAACUGCUAAGUGAAUGUGGCAGCCUGCUUGUAAUCCAUCACACAGGAGGCAGAGGGAAGGAAGCCCCCGAACAAGCUGGAUAGCUAACCAAACCUGCCUCUCAAUUCAAUAUUUUGAGUAUAAACAUCUGGAGGAAGGUACCCAAUGUCAACCUGUCUCCAUAUGUGGAUACACACAUACACAAUGUGUCCAAACACACAUGAACAUGUAUAAACAUGAAACUUUAUCAUACAUACACACGGGGUGGGGGGAGACGACACACACAACAUAGGGUUUGUUUGUUUCCACUGGGCUUUAAAAUUCUGUCCAGUGAUAAAGUUGUAUGAAUAUACAAAACAUGAAGGAGGAGAGAAAACUACCAAUCUCUUAAAAUGUCUGAUUUUAAAAACUCAAACCACGGGAUUAAAAUGGGAUAAAGAAAAAGCUUGUGGUAGAUCACUCUUUUUAUAGAUAUCUCUUGAGACCCUCGUGUGUGAAUAUAUUAAUAGUCCCUGUUGACCACCCUGACAUACUUAACUACAACAAAACAUUUAUAAAUUAGAUUUUAAAACUUUUUAUUAAAUCUCAAGCUACAAAAAUUACCUCUAUGUUACGCUUUUUUAUUUUGACUAUGUAAGUGGUCAAAAUAAAUGUUACAAAAUUUGAUUAAAACUUACAUUUCAUGCACUUACUAAAAAUGACUUUCAAGCCGGGUGGUGGUGGCGCACGCCUUUAAUCCCAGCACUCGGGAGGCAGAGCCAGGCAGAUCUCUGUGAGUUCGAGGCCAGCCUGGUCUACAAAGCAAGUUCCAGGAAAGGCACAAAGCUACACAGAGAAACACUGUCUCUGAAAAAAAAAAUGACUUUCAAAUAACAAGAUAGGAUACUUCCUCUUAUCUUUAGAUAAGCCUUACUCCACAUGUGUGCGAGCGAAGUAUUCCUUGUCUUUGGUUUGUAAACACUGAGAAAUUUUAAUAGUCUUAAUGACAGCAAAUGAGAAGCAAUAGAAAUACUUAAGAGUACUGGUUCUCAACCUUCCUAAUGCUGUGACCUUUUAAUACAGUUCCUUAUGUUGUGGUGACCCCAACCAUAAAAUUAUUUUGUUGUUACUUCAUAACUGUAAUUUUGCUACUGUUAUGAAUCAUACAAAUAUCUGUGUUUUCUGAUGAUCUUAGGCAACUCCUGUGAGAGAGUUGCACUGCUUAAGAGGUUAGAAAUGGAAGGGUUUUUUGUUUGUUUGCUUCCUGGCUUUCUGAGACAGAGUUUCUCUGUGUAGACCAGGCUGGCCUCGAACUCAGAGAUCCACCUGCCGCUGCUUCCCAAAUAUUGGGAUUAAAGGUGUGCACCACCACCACCACCACCACCACCACCACCACCACCGCAGGCAGGAGAUGUAUUUUUACAACAGUGCCACUCAGUUACCUGAAUUAAUUGUUAAUUAUGUGACCCAAAAUCAAAUAAUGGCAUGUCACAGAAAAUGAUUUUUAAUGAUGAUUCACAUGUCAGUGGAAUUCCUCAAAAAAUUGGGACUUAGAGGUAUUCCCACUGCCACAGAUGUCAGCAUUUCGUCUGCUUCCCCAUUGCCGUGAGUGUCAUGCACGGGCCAUGGGAAGAGAGUUACAGUUCUGUCCAUAGAGUUGAGUUCACGGUGGGAACACAGUGUGCAGAGCCAUUUCUUAAGAGACAUUCUCACACUUCCGUCUUGAAGUGUGUGUCAACUCCAAUACCACCAGCGUUUAUGGUGGGGCUUCCUUCAGUUAAGUCUCCCCCUCCCAAACACACCCAAGUGUGUCUCCUGAGUGCUUCUAAAUCUGGCCAAGUUGACAGUGGGGUUAAGCACACAAAGGUGUGUUUUCUUCUAUAUAUAUUGCUUUUUCUUUAGGAAAACUGUGUCCAUGCCUUUGAAAACAUGCACUACUGCUUAUACUUUGACUUUCUUUUACUGACAUUUAAUUCUGGGAUCCAUUUGGAAAAGAGUGACAAGAGGGGCAGUUUAAAAAAGGAAGCUAGCUUCCUUCUACCCUUCAAAAAUUAUGUAUUUGAGCCAGGUGUGGUGGUGGUGGCAGCGGCGUAGUCCUUUAAUCCCAGCACUCAGAGGCAGGCAAAUCUCCAUGAGUUCUAGGCCAUCAAACAAACAAAAAACUAAAACAAAGUAGUUGACAUGAUAAUACCAGUUGCUAAAUACUUUGUAUUCUCUCAUUCGUUUGAUAGUGCCCUCAUUAUACAGUAGUGGUUACACUGGUUCUCUCAAGUUCUCAGCUCUCUAGCCUAGUUCAUUUAUGUGUUCAGCCUCCAGAACACAGUAACUGUGGUAAUGUGUGGCUUGCUUCACUACUAAUUCAUUCUCAUUCCUGUCCUUCACCGUAAGAACAGUGACUUUUAUUUUCUCCUUGUACAUCCAUAAAGUGUGACUAGACUUCUAAAGGUAA
Messenger RNA from Peromyscus californicus insignis, 11818 nucleotides. It is a transcript of the gene Tut7, whose product is annotated as terminal uridylyl transferase 7. Lineage: Eukaryota; Metazoa; Chordata; Mammalia; Rodentia; Cricetidae. Gene Ontology annotation, molecular function: zinc ion binding; RNA uridylyltransferase activity; nucleic acid binding. The transcript is spliced from 29 exons. Bases 473 to 5092 code for a protein of 1539 amino acids. The record is from RefSeq and is a predicted model, not a curated record.